AGCAAGUGGGUUACACAAAAUCACCAAGUUGUUCGGAUAGGAUGCUUUUCGUCGAUAAAACAAUUCCUACCAGGUGAGAAGUACAGCUCACAGCAAACGAAUGGAUUUGAAUUUUGCUCAAAGAAGGCUUGGUCGUCCUUCGCAGUCCUCCAAUCAAAGUAUCAAUGCCACAAAGGACCAGAUAAUAACGACAUCCAACAGGCAGAACACUCUUAUCUUUGUCAAAAUUGGACAGGAGGCGGACAAUCGGGAAGCUCGGACUUCUUCAUUGUCAUAGCACAUGGCAACUUUAGCACAUGGUCCCAUUGGUCUAAUUGCACUGAAUCUCGUGGAAUUGGGGAAAAAUACCGUUCGCGCAAUUGUACUAAUCCAGCUCCGCUCAAUGGUGGUAAAGACUGCAUUGGUCCAUUCCACGAGACCACAUCAUGUAAUAUUACCAAGCCCGCAGAAUGGUCAAACUGGGGACCGUGCAGCACGUUCUGUGGCCCAGGAGUUCAAAACAGAACACGUUCAUCAAAUUAUGCUAUAAGCAACAACACUUCUAACGACAUUGAAUUCAAACAGUGUAACAAUUCAAAGUGCUUCGUUCUUCGCAACUGGACGGCAUGUGCUAUAGUUAAUAAUAAGUGCGAGAAAGCGCGUGCGUCAAGAAAAACUGACUGUACUGAUCCCAUAAGUGGAAAGAAAUGCUACGGUUGYAUWAAAGAGAUCAAGUCGUGCAAUACGUCGACCAUGGUCAUUAGAUAUGGAAACUGGAGCUCAUGUAGUAAAACUUGUGGAGAGGGUCGAAAAAACAAGAAAAAGUACUGCACGUUUUAUUAUUCGUCGUUUGUCGAUGGUAGUAAUGUUAGUUCUUCUAAAACGUUUSAUAUAUCAAAAAGCUGUAAUAUUCGACGUUGUCCAGUUAAUGGUGGGUGGGGACCAUGGAGUAGUAGUCUAUGUUCACAACCCUGUGGCAAUGGAACCAAGACAAGGCAGCGUCAAUGUAACAGGCCAUCUCCUGCUCACGGUGGAAGGAACUGCGAGGGACCUGGUACCCAGAAAUUAGAGUGCAAACUAAGAGAGUGUCCUGUUAAUGGUAGUUACACAACUUGGGGAAACUGGUCAAGAUGUUCAGCCACCUGUGGAAAUGGAACUCAAGUGCGCACGCGAAAUUGUACUAACCCSCCUCCCCAACAUGGUGGAACAUGUAWCGGUGACGCAAGUCAAGUCAGAAUUUGUUUAAUGACAAUAUGUGCAAUCCCAAUCAAUGGAGGCUUUUCUUCUUGGGGCAACUGGUCUUUGUGUACCUUGACAUGCGGUAACGGAACACAACAGCGCACGCGCAAUUGCAGCAAUCCAACUCCAACCAAUGGUGGAAGAAAUUGUACUGGUCGUUAUACGGAAAGGCAAAACUGCAAUACGAUAYCAUGCCCACAAUUAGAUGGUAACUUCACAGCAUGGAGCAGCUGGUCUACCUGUACCCUGACAUGCGGUAAUGGAACUCAACAGCGCAAACGUACUUGCACGAAUCCAAAGCCAMAAAAUGGAGGAGUGAAUUGUACCGGUCUUUAUAGAGAAACCCAGAAYUGCAACACMCAAUCAUGCCCAACACACCGAGUAGACGGAGGGYUCACAUCWUGGUCUCAAUGGUCAACAUGUACAGUAACAUGUGGCAGCGGUAUUCAAAAGCGCAUGCGUACUUGUACUAAUCCAUGGCCAGCGAAUGGAGGAUCRAACUGCACUGGAAGAUUKACUGAGAUGCGGAGCUGUAACACACGACACUGUCCCAUUAAUGGAAACUGGACAGACUGGUCCGACUGGUCCUACUGUAAUAAACCGUGUGGUACUGGGGACGAGUUUAAAGUAAGAACAUGCACUAAUCCMCCAGCCCAGUACGGUGGGGAAGAUUGUGUUGGUCCAAGUAAUAAGUCAAGAAUAUGUAACCCAAAUCCAUGCCCAGCUGCGGAGGUGUCAGUUGUGGCAAGAUUUACCAAAGAARCAUGGAAUGAUGACCUAGAAAACCUACAAAGUCAAGCAAGUCGAGCGUUGAAAGAAAAGAUGUGGGCCAACAUCCGUGCUUUGUACAGAAACGAUCCUUCUGUCACUGGAAUAAYUGUACAUUCAUUCAGGGUCUAG
Molecule: messenger RNA, 2118 nt
Organism: Exaiptasia diaphana
Lineage: Eukaryota; Metazoa; Cnidaria; Anthozoa; Actiniaria; Aiptasiidae
Product: coadhesin
Source: RefSeq, a predicted model, not a curated record